Molecule: messenger RNA, 614 nt
Organism: Sabethes cyaneus
Lineage: Eukaryota; Metazoa; Arthropoda; Insecta; Diptera; Culicidae
Exons: 3
Coding region: 9-515 (168 amino acids)
Molecular function (GO): odorant binding
Source: RefSeq, a predicted model, not a curated record
UUGAAGUGAUGGGUCUUCCGAAGAAAAUUUGUUCGAUCAUUUUGACUAUAUGUAUUUCUGUGCCGUUUUGUUUUGCAGAAAUUAAAUCCUAUAGCGCAUGUCUUACAGAAGUAAACCAUAGUUUAGACUCAAAAUUCUGCGAAGCCUGGGACUCCGAUGUGAUUCCUGAAGACGCAAGGAACGCACACAUGAAAUGCGCUCUAAAGUCGUUCGGUUGGACUGAUAGUCGUGACGAGUUUAAUGUUCGAAACAUACUGGAUGACGCCCGUGCUGUGACAGGCGAUUUGGAGGCGAAUAUCAAAAACUGUGCUCGCAAAGCUAACAGGGCCCCGGUUAGGAUGCAAGCGAACCAAUUCAUUAUUUGCAUGUUGGGAUCCGAUUCUAAGGGAAUUUUCCAGACAAUUUUCGAUCUACGUGCACUGAAAGCUUUGGAUCGGUGGAAGAACCAAUCGUUCACAUUCAAAGCUGUGGCCGAUGCUACCAGGGGAGUGAAAACGGAACGUGGAUGCUUUUGAUGCUUAAAAUGCGUGAAAGUUUACUACAACUGAACUCCAUUUGUCCCGAAACGUAGCACAGACAAAUCUUUGCAAUUAAUGUGGUGUAAUAAAACUGAA